Rotaria socialis is the source of this 630-nucleotide messenger RNA. NCBI's taxonomy places the organism in Eukaryota, Metazoa, Rotifera, Eurotatoria, Philodinida, Philodinidae. The record is from the annotation of a GenBank genome assembly.
AUGAAUAAAAUCAAACCAUUUUUCAAUGGCAAUAAAAAUGACGAUUUUCCUGUGUUCCGAAAUCGUGUUCACAAGGACUUUUUAAAUAAAAGCAUCGAUAGCGAUGUUUUAAAAGCAUUUAAAGAGCUCCGUUUGAGUAGUGUUGCACAAAAUAAUUGCUCUCCAUUUGGACAAAAUGGUUCUCCGUCGAUUUUAAAUUCGACGAUUGAUGAUUUCAUAGAAAUACAUGAAUAUAUUGAUAAAAAAAGAAAAGACUGGCUUGAAGAAUUUCGAAAAAUUGAUGAGCAAGCAAAAGAAAGAAAAAUUUUAUAUAUUCGACAAACUAUGGCAGAUUUUCGAGAUAAUUUUGAACGUGCGCAACGAAAAUUUGAAGCCGCUGAUGGGAAUUUGAAAAAAUUUCGAAGUCGAUCCGAUUCCGGUGCAGUUCCAAAUUAUGAUGAACGUUGUCGUGAACUGGAAGAUAUUCGCGGAGAAUGUGAUCAAGCUCGAAUAUUACAUCGUGAUAACUAUAUAACAGAAACAAAUCGUAUAGCCAGUGAAGAACAUUCUAUAACUUCUAAUUUCUUUGUCAACUUUUUAAUGGAAGAACAAUCGUUUUAUCACAGGGGUGGCGGAGCGUCAUUAAGCUAG